Molecule: messenger RNA, 408 nt
Organism: Spirodela intermedia
Lineage: Eukaryota; Viridiplantae; Streptophyta; Magnoliopsida; Alismatales; Araceae
Source: the annotation of a GenBank genome assembly
AUGCUAGACACGGUGGACCGGUUGCUGGAGGAGGCGGUGUCGGGGCAGAGGGGGCCGGCGGCAUCGGCAGGGGAGGUGCGCGCGCCGUGGGAGAUCAGAGAGGAGGAGGACGCUGUCAGGAUGAGGUUCGACAUGCCGGGGCUGACCAAGGAGGAGGUGAGGGUGGCCGUUGAGGACGACGUGCUGGUGAUCCGCGGGGAGCGGCGCCACCAGGCGACGGGAGCGGAGGAAGAGGGCGGCGGCGGUGACUGGUCCGGCAGGAGCUCGAGCACCUACAGCAUGCGCCUGCUCCUGCCGGAUGACUGCGAGAAGGAGAAGAUCCAAGCGGAGCUCAAGAACGGGGUCCUGACCGUAACCGCCCCCAGGUCCAAGGUUGACCGGAAGGUCAUCGAGGUGGCCAUAGAGUAA